UUUUAGUCCCUGUGUAAUAAGACAUUUUUUAAGUAUAAAUGUCACAAGAACGACCAUUAAGAUGGGGAAUUUUUGGAUGUGGUAAAAUUUCUUUUGAUUUUUGUAUUGCGUUAUCAACACUAUCAAAAGAGAAACAUUCUAUAGCCCAUGUAGCAGCAAGAGACAUUAGCAAAGCUGAAGAAUUUGCUCAACACUUUAAUGUAAAAUCAAUCAGUGGGAAUUAUGAAGAUGUUGCAAAAGAUCAAGGUGUUGAUAUAAUAUACAUUGGUACUAUCAACCCAACUCAUAAAUCCUUGAGCAUUUUAGCUAUGAGUAAUGGGAAACCUGUGCUUUGUGAAAAGCCUGUAUGUAUGAAUUCUGCAGAGUUAGACGAAGUUUUGACAUGUGCAAAGAAACAUAAUGUUUUUUUUAUGGAGGGAAUGUGGACAGCAUUCUUCCCUUUAUAUCGCGAGCUCUUAUCAAACAUUGACAGUGGGGUUUAUGGAAAUGUCAAUGUUGUAACUUUAACAUUUGGUAUUCAAGACAUGUUUAAAGAUCGACUUUCUAAUCCAGAGCUUGGUGGAAGUGUGUUGUUUAACAUAGGCGUUUAUACUUUAUUUGUUACUGAUAUGUUAUUUCAUGGACUUCCUGUAAAACAGCUUUCUGCUUGUGGACAUAUUGAUCCAAGUACUGGAAUAGACAGAUCGGAAAGUGUCUCAUUUCUUUAUGAAGGGAAUAAAACUGCUCAAAUUUUGAUUGAUGGAGAUCAUCAGUUGACAAAUGAAUGUGUUAUAUUUUGUUCUGAGGGUACAAUAAUUAUUGAGGAACCAUUUUGGUGUCCAACAAAGUUUAUCUUCAAGAGAAAUGAUGGCAGUGUUGAUGUUCGUUUAUUUCCUCUAUCCAAUUCUGAACAUACAAACUUCAAAAAUUCAGUUGGUUUAAGGUUUGAAGCCGAACAUGUACGUGAUUGUUUGUGUGCAGGAAAACUUGAGAGUGACUUGGUGUCACAUGCUGCAUCGCAACGUAUUAUGUCUUAUAUGGAAGAAUGUAAAAAGCAGUUAAAUAAUUUAAAACAACUUUCUGAAUAGUAAAUGGAUCAAUGUAUGAAACAAUAAAUGGAGCAUUAAAUAGAUCUAUGUAUAAAGCAAGGCAAUUUAACAUUAAGAAAACAUUGAAAUUUUGAAAGUUUAACAAAGAAAUAUGUGACAUAUUAGUCUGUA
Messenger RNA from Hydra vulgaris (swiftwater hydra), 1199 nucleotides. RefSeq names its product trans-1,2-dihydrobenzene-1,2-diol dehydrogenase. NCBI's taxonomy places the organism in Eukaryota, Metazoa, Cnidaria, Hydrozoa, Anthoathecata, Hydridae. Gene Ontology annotation, molecular function: nucleotide binding. The record is from RefSeq and is a predicted model, not a curated record.